Messenger RNA from Pseudopipra pipra, 3997 nucleotides. It is a transcript of the gene SLC17A9, whose product is annotated as solute carrier family 17 member 9. Bases 200 to 1549 code for a protein of 449 amino acids. The transcript is spliced from 13 exons. Gene Ontology annotation, biological process: transmembrane transport. Gene Ontology annotation, molecular function: transmembrane transporter activity. NCBI's taxonomy places the organism in Eukaryota, Metazoa, Chordata, Aves, Passeriformes, Pipridae. Gene Ontology annotation, cellular component: membrane. The record is from RefSeq and is a predicted model, not a curated record.
UGGGGGCUGGAGCGGGCGAACAUCGCCUGCCCCGGGCCGAGCCCUGCGGGUCCGAGGCUGCCCCGGGAUAGGGACUGGGGCUGGCGGGACUUCCCGGAACGAACGGCGGGCGGGGGCGGCGGGAGGCGCUGACACGUGGCCGGCCCGGGGGGGAGGGAGCCCGGCGAUGUGAGCCGGGGAGGCGGAAGGCGCUGCCCGCAUGGCCGCGGGGGGCGGCGGCAGGAAUGUGCCCGUGGGCACCGCCGAGCGCGGCCCCCACGACGGCAUGAGGCGCGAUGGAGACCCGUACUGGUCCAGGCCCGAGUCCCGUGUGUGGACGGUGAUGCUGCUGCUGGGGACGUGCCUGCUGUACUGUGCCCGUGUCACCGUGCCCAUCUGCGCCGUCGCCCUCAGCUCCUACUUCGACUGGGACAAGAAGCAGUCUGGGGUCGUGCUCAGCAGCUUCUUCUGGGGCUACUGCUUGACACAGAUCAUCGGAGGACACAUCAGUGAUCAAAUAGGAGGUGAGAAAGUCCUCCUCCUCUCAGCAUCAGCCUGGGGGUUCCUCACAGUCCUCACCCCCGUGGUCACUCACAUCACUUCUGCCCAUCUUGUUUUUAUGACCUCCUCCCGGUUCCUCAUGGGGUUGCUGCAAGGGGUGUAUUUCCCAUCCUUGGCCAGCCUGCUGUCCCAGAGGGUCCGGGAGAGCGAACGAGCCUUCACCUACAGCACAGUGGGGACUGGCUCACAGUUUGGGACACUGGUGAUUGGUGGUGCAGGAUCCCUCCUCCUGGACUGGUACGGCUGGGAAAGCGUUUUCUACUUCUCCGGUUUGCUCACUUUGCUCUGGGUUUACUGCACCUGCAAGUACCUUCUGAGUGAGAAAGAACUCAUCAUCCCCAUAGACUAUUUAACGAGAGGCCUCUCGAUACCCAAGCAGACCAAAGUUCCCUGGAAGCAGCUGUUUAGGAAGGCACCGAUAUGGGCUGUCAUCAUUGCUCAGCUCUCCACAGCCAGCACGUUCUUCACUCUCCUCUCCUGGCUGCCAACUUUCUUUAAGGAAACUUUUCCUGAGUCAAAGGGUUGGGUGUUUAAUGUAGUCCCCUGGCUGGUUGCAAUUCCAACAAGCUUGUUCAGUGGAUUUCUGUCUGAUCAUUUAAUCAGUCAAGGGUACAGAACCAUCACCAUUCGUAAGUUCAUGCAGGUCAUUGGCUCUGGCGUCUCAAGCGUUUUUGCUCUGUGUCUGGGCCAGACCUCCAGUUUUUGCAGAGCAAUAGUGUUUGCCUCUGCCUCUGUUGGACUCCAGACCUUUAACCACAGUGGCAUUUCAGUAAACGUGCAGGACCUGGCCCCCUCGUGUGCUGGCUUGCUGUUUGGGGUUGCAAAUACAGGUGGAGCCCUCCUAGGUGUCAUUUGUGUGUACCUGGCUGGUUACCUGAUUGAAACGACUGGCUCCUGGAUCUCUGUUUUCAACCUGGUGGCUGCUGUUAACAGCAUUGGGCUCUGUGUAUUCCUCCUGUUUGGAGAGGCCCAGAGGGUGGACACAGACUCUGCUUACGUGGAUCUCUAGGGAUGAGCCCAGCGAGCAGCCAAAGGACAGGAGAGUGUCACGUCUAUGUUGCACAAGUGCCAAAGAACAUUUAAACUUUUUUUUUAGGUGUUUUAACAGGAAAAAAAUAUGCUGAAACCAAGUACAUAGUGGGUCUGGAUGGAACCCAUGACAGAAAAAAAAUGUAGAGUUUAUUUUUUGCUCAGGGUGUAGCUGGUGGCCUGCAGAGCCAUCCAGCUCAACAUCUCCAGUGAGGAUAUGGUCUGUGGGACCAGUUUGUCCCAGUUUGUGUCCGGUGGACAAAUAUCCAUGUGGCCAAAGGAGGUUACCCGACCUGUCUCCCAAGGCUGCUGUGGUUCCAUGCCCUGCUGAGGAGGAGCUGCUUCUCUGUGCAGGAGCAGGUCCCCCCCUGCUCUGCUGUCCUCUGACCGUCCACCUCUGGGCUGCUGUGCCACAUGUGUCCUCUGAACUGUGUGACAGGGAUUGUCCCAACGAAUGUACCUCUGACCUUAACCCCCCCUCCCGUGCCUUUGUUUGCAGCCAGCUCAGCAGGGACCAGCCAGGUGUCCAAGGGUUGUGAGAUGAAUCCCAGGCUUCCCUUCAGGGAGUGUCUGGCUGGAUGUCUGCAGUGGAUCCAGGGGCUGUGUCGGUCCUGACAGGAGGCUGCAGAGCAGAGCACUCCAAGGCAAGCCUGUCUUUACUCAAGGACAGAGCUCAAGGUGUCCCUCCUCUCCCAGGUGGCUUUACCCCAGCCCUGAGCCCAGGCAGGCCAGCUCCACCAUGAGAGCAGAGCUGAUCUGCCAUCCCCCAGGGUCAGGCUUAGCUGGGCUCACCUCGUGGUGCAGGAACAGCUGAGGAAUCCCCCAGGAGCUGUUUUGCCAGAUGCUGUGAAUGUAUAGGAAGAACUGGUCACAUUCUGUGCUGUAGAUCUACACCCCCAGAUGUGUUCUGCUGGAUUAGGUGUGUCCUCCAUGUGCUCUCAAAGGGCCAAGGGAGACUUUCCAAAGAGCCUCACACGGGCAGGUUUUGUUUCUAUGUUGAGCAUAAACCAAAUUUCUGCACUGGGGAUCCAUAGGGAUGGGGAUCCCUGUGGUUCCCCGUGUCAGAGGGAAAUACUUGGCUGUAGACACCUCUGAGCCUGAAUGUCUUAAAUUAUUUAUAAAUAUUUUAAAAUGUAAGCACCAAAUUCUAUAUUUUAUGUAUUUGAGGCCUGACUCUGCAUGCUUAUUUUGAGUGGUGCUCCCACCAAAUCCCUCACUAUUUCUCAAAGGGAGAAAUCUACCAGCCUCCAGUAUUUGGUUUUGUAGGAUGAAGUUUAAAUGUGACAUUUCAUAUUAAAGCAAUUAAUUGCUUUUCCUCCUGCCCCUUGCUUGAGGCUGAAAGGUUCUCUUUGGUUUUUCCAGUGCUUACCAGAAAACUUCAUCUCUGACUGAGGAUCAGAUUUCCCAAGGACUUUGCAGUGCAGGAAAGCUGUAGGUUCAGGUUUAUUGUCCUUAAAAAAAACCCAAUUAUCUCCUUCUUUACCUUUUGUUUUGGCCAGAUUUCUUCUUGGAAGACCUGUUGGAGCCAUGUUAAAUUUCUGAAUAGGUGGAUUUGUAGUGAAAAUAGUGACAGCCUUUUGAUUGCAGAGACAUUAAUGGGUGUCACUAAACUGAGCUGAGCCACUUACUGGGCAUAUUAAGAGAUAAAGGUGCAACUGCUUGAUAUCUUCUCAAGAGAAUAAAAAAUCAAUGUGGCCUGAUUAGGGACAGAGAGAUAAGAAAGUAUUUAUUUUCUCCUUCUGUGCUUUUUUUUCUCUAAAAGGCUGUUUGCUACGAGGAAGACUGGUGGGAAGUCUUAAAAUCGGUGGAUAACACUCAGAGCAAACAAAGCCAGGCUUGCCAAAGAGGCCCGAGGCUGUGCAGCCAUCUCUGCCAGCUUGUCCUUUGUCCAGUCUGAGCAGAUUGCUUGCAUGGCCUUUUCUAUAGUGGCACAGAAAAAAAAAAAAGAUGUUUUUUGUGUUGUUUUUUUUUUUUUUUAGUGUCUUCCCUGGCUGUUCAGUGUUGCAGGUCAGGAGCACAAGGAGUCAAUCCUUGCUCUCUUUGCUGAUUGCACCAUUUCUUGUGAAAGAGUUGAUGAAUUUAAAUCACUCGCAUUUGAACCAGGCAGCUUGGCCACCCCUUGGCUCUGCCAGCUGGGAAAUUUGGAAUUGAGAUCUUCAAAGGAAAGUCAGCAUGGCUGGCUGUGCCUCCUCUCUAAAUUCAGCUAACACUGGUGGGCUGUCCUGGUUGUCUGUCUCUGUAAGUGGCUAACAAGUUAAGUAUUUGACUUGAGCUUAUGUUUCAUUAUCCUCAUACCUCACUGGUGAAGUGCUGAAACCAUUUUGCAGACCUGUUCUGUUCUUUGUUUAAGCCACCUUGCCAAAGCCUGUGGUCUGAGUUUUUGUUACGGAAGGACCUGAAAAAAAAUAAAGGCAGCCAAUCAUUUACA